AUGAUGAAGCUUCUGGCUUCGCAAAUCUUCCAACUGGCACAGACAACAGCAAUGCAGAUUUCUCGCAACGUGUUGUGUAAGUCUCACCUCCCCUCCUCUAUGUUGCCUCAUUGUUUCAGCACGAGCUUUCUAUCUUCGCAGUUGCAGUGCCAGCUCGUGCUCCCAGGUUCACUUGCCAACACAGGGGGGGAAGUGCCUCCCUCGCAUGUCUUUGGUUUGCGGGUGGAGAGCCAGAUGUUUCAGUGCCGGAUGCUGUGCUUUGCAAAGACCAUGAGCGCAGGAGCUGUCGACCUAAGAGAGAGCCGCAAUGCCCGUGCAUUGAUGGAGAGCAGCCAGGUGAACGGCCCGAUACUAUCUGUUUGGUGCAUUUUGAAUCUGUUGGCUUCGCAACUUCACCAGCCGAUGGAACAAACCACAGCUGCACAGAUUUCUCGGCGUAGCGUUUACGCAAGUCGCACCUCCCCUCCGCCGAGUGUCAUGUUGCAAGACCAAACUACAAGCCGCCAGCUCAUAAGCCUCAUAGUUGGUGUCUCCAAACGCAAAUGUCGUGAGAUGUCAAGGACGAGCCCGCCAGCAACCAUGAAGGCACUUCUUUGCCCAAAGGGCUCCCCGAAAACGAAGAGAGGCGCCCGUUCUGCAGUAGCCUUGAUGCUUACAAAGGGCUGCCGAAGCCUUCUCGACGGCCGGCCACGCAACGUGUUAGAUUCGGGUGAAGGUUGGCAUGCGGCGUCGCUUCCCGUGUCCGUUUGA
This is a messenger RNA of Symbiodinium sp. CCMP2592, 750 nucleotides long. Lineage: Eukaryota; Dinophyceae; Suessiales; Symbiodiniaceae. The record is from the annotation of a GenBank genome assembly.